Drosophila kikkawai is the source of this 1224-nucleotide messenger RNA. RefSeq lists its product as uncharacterized. Lineage: Eukaryota; Metazoa; Arthropoda; Insecta; Diptera; Drosophilidae. The record is from RefSeq and is a predicted model, not a curated record.
UCAGUUCUCAUUUCGCACAGUUCACAAGUGAAACGUUGAGGAAAAGUUCGGUUAUUGAAAUGGAGAGUAAAAGAAAUAUAACGGAUUUGCCAUUAGAAAUACUUGAUCUUCUAUUUGGAUAUUGUGGAGAUAGCACGAACAAAGUCUACUUGGCCGUAACACAUCCGUAUUUAGUCCAGGGGUUUGUCUAUCAUUGUCGGAAUUCGAUCGAAUAUUUAUAUUUCAAUGCAGAAAUAAGCUUGAGCUUUUGGCGGACUAUUCUGCCAGUCUGCGGAUCGUAUAUAAAAGGAAUUGUCAGAUGUAUUGCAAACAAUAUUGAUGAUCACGCAGAGCUUUCAGACUUGAUUUCACUACACUGUACAAAAUUGGAGAAAAUUAAGCUCUUUUUCGUUAUGGACGAUAUAUCCUGGGUGAAAUCUUUAAUAUGCCAGGUACAAAGCACUCUUAGAGAUAUUGAACUAAAAGUACUCUUAAAUAAAAUGAAUUCUAAGAUGCUUCACGAGUUUCCUGAACUUCCCUUAUUGGAGAGGCUUUGUAUUUUCAACAUUCCCGUUGAUAACUAUUAUCACAUACGGAAAUUUGAAAAUUUAGUGGAACUUCAAAUUGGAUGCUCUGAUAUUGGAAUUGAUAUUGAUAUUUUGGUACUCUGUGCACCGCUAAAAAAACUGCGAAUAAUGCAUUUGAGAGACGUAAGGAUUAUCGCCACCGAACAAAAUGAAGUCCAUCUGUCAGUUAUACCUUUGGAGGAGCUACUCCUUUCGGGUUGUGAAAUAUUGAUAGAAUUUCCAGCGUGCUUCAAACUCAAAACCAUAGAUUUAAUGGACAAUGUGGAAAAAAAUGUUGGAGCUUUGGAACAAUUAAUUUUCAGCCAAGAAAGAAGUCUGGAAAGCCUUAGCUUUGAACGCUUCCUUAAUAAUGAAAUAUUUAUAGAUAUUAUUCAAUCAUUCCCAAAAUUGCGAUACCUUUACCUACCUGUCCUAAAUGUCAAGAUAGACCUUGAAUUUGUCAGGCAAAUCGUUGAUAUCCUGCGGGGAAACGGGGUUACACCGAAAAAUCCUUUCGUGCUCAAGGUAAACCAAUAUAACAGAAAGUAUAAGCAUCUACUACGCUGGCUAAAAUUUAUAUCACAUCCCGAAUUAAUAAAGAGAAUUGUAUGUUCAACGCCUAUCUCUCGAUUCCUCUCUUAACAUACACUACUAAAAGCCUUUGGCUGUAGGAUCAAUG